Messenger RNA from Bacillus rossius redtenbacheri, 1741 nucleotides. RefSeq names its product putative fatty acyl-CoA reductase CG5065. The record is from RefSeq and is a predicted model, not a curated record. Gene Ontology annotation, molecular function: alcohol-forming very long-chain fatty acyl-CoA reductase (NADP+) activity. Gene Ontology annotation, biological process: long-chain fatty-acyl-CoA metabolic process. The coding region runs from base 65 to 1576 and encodes 503 amino acids. Lineage: Eukaryota; Metazoa; Arthropoda; Insecta; Phasmatodea; Bacillidae. Gene Ontology annotation, cellular component: peroxisome. The transcript is spliced from 8 exons.
GCACACAUUGUACGCAGCAUUUCCAGCCUAGGCCGUACGAACAAAGCGCGGAGUAUACGUAGGCAUGUCCGCUGCGGGCGACACGGAGGUGCAGGGCUUGUACCGCGACUGCGGGGUGCUCGUCACCGGGGCGACGGGCUUCUUGGGCAAGCUGACCAUAGAGAAGAUCCUCCGCAGCUGUCCCGGCGUCAGGACGGUGUACGCGCUCGUGCGCCCCAAGAGAGGUAUCUCCGUGGACCAGAGGAAGAAGAUCGUGCUGGAUAAUGUGGUGUUUGACCGCAUGAAGCGUGAGCGGCCAGACUCGGUGGACAAGAUAGUGUUCGUGGCUGGAGACUGCUCUAGUCCUCGCCUGGGCCUCAGUGACUCGGACUACCACCACCUGACCCAACAUGUCAACAUCGUGCUGCACCUGGCCGCCACGGUCAGGUUCGAUGAGCACUUGAAGGUGGCGGUGGACACCAACGUGAAGGGCACCAUGGAGGUCAUCGCCCUCUGUCACGACUGCGUCUCUCUCAAGGCUGCAGUGUUCGUGUCUACGGCCUACUCCAACUGUCCACAAGACGUGAUUAAGGAGGAGUUCUACGAACCACCCAUGUCAGUGGAAGAGACACUCGCUAUGCUGAACAAGUUCACUGAACAUGAACUGGCCAUCUUGAGUCCAAAGUUGAUUGAACCUUGGCCGAACACAUACGUUUUCUCCAAAGCGAUUGCUGAGAAUGUUGUCUUGACACAAAGAAAAGACUUGCCAGUCGCCAUCGUAAGACCAUCUAUGGUUAUUUCUACGUUGAAGGAACCGAUCAUGGGUUGGGUGGACAACAUGUACGGCCCGAUUGCAAUUGCAAUUGGAGUCGGCCUUGGAAUGGUACGUGUGAUCUACAGCAGUGAAGAAGUGAUAAUGGAUAUCAUUCCUGCUGAUAUGGUCACCAACUGUGUAAUUGUAUCGGCUCUUGCAACGAACACUGGGUCACAAGAUGAUAUCCCUGUGUACAACGUAACCACAUCUGAAAUCAACCCAGUGACUGUUGGGGAAUUCGGAAUAACACUGAUAAAUAUGAUCCAUGAAUAUCCAUUCAAAAGAGCUGUAUGGUACCCGUUCUACUACCUCAUCAAGAACUUCUACGUCUACAUGUUCCUCAACUUCUUCCUGCACUUCCUGCCGGGGUGUCUACUGGACCUGGUGCUUCGCCUUAAGGGGAAGAAGCCAAUGAUACUUAAAGCCUACAGGAAAAUAUUACAGCAUUCUCUAAAUAUUAUUCACUUUUCACGGGACUUUACAUUCAUCAGUAAGAACUUCAAGAAUCUCUACGAGGAGCUAUCUUCUCAAGACAAAGAGCUGUUUGCUUUCGACACGAAAGAGAUAAACUGGAAUUCAUUAUUUAAAGAUUGCGGCAGAGAAGCGAGGAUACAUUUGCUGAACGAGUCAUUGGAUUCUUUUGAUGAAGCAAAGUCUCACCAACGAAAGUUUUUUAUGGGUCACACACUGAUGAAGAUAAUACUGUUCGGUAUUUUACUUUAUGGAUUCAUAAGAACUUUAAAUUUUUUUGCAUUAUUUAAAUGGAAUUAUAUAAAUUUAUGAUUAUUGUAGAAAGGGAAAAAAUAUUUAUUUUUAAGAACAAUUUUAUAUUAUUCUUGAUGUAAACACUAAACUAAAAAAAAAUUACAAUUUUCGUUUAUCUUUGUAACUCCUGUUGUAUAUAAAUUUUCAAAAUAAAUCUUAUAAGUUAAGUCUGCCGAACACAAA